Molecule: messenger RNA, 3385 nt
Organism: Belonocnema kinseyi
Lineage: Eukaryota; Metazoa; Arthropoda; Insecta; Hymenoptera; Cynipidae
Gene: PIG-N
Product: GPI ethanolamine phosphate transferase 1
Exons: 8
Coding region: 319-2865 (848 amino acids)
Biological process (GO): GPI anchor biosynthetic process
Cellular component (GO): endoplasmic reticulum membrane
Molecular function (GO): mannose-ethanolamine phosphotransferase activity
Source: RefSeq, a predicted model, not a curated record
UAAAAUUUUGUCGCCGUUUAUUCACGUCGAAUUGUUUGAUAAAAGUCGUUUCUUAUCUUCUCUUUUAUCACUGAUAUAAUAAUGAAUUGAUAAAAUAUGCAUUCCAAAUUGCAGAAGUCUUAGAAAUUUGUUAUAAGUUAUUGUAAUCAUUUAGGUGAUAAUUCAGUAUUAAAAAAAUGACAACUAUUAAAUUGCAAAAAGAAAUAUUGUUUACACGGCUACUGAUUUCGUAACUUAAGUUACAUUAAAAUAUUUUUAAUAAUCAUCUGAAAUUUAUUAUAUAUUUAAUUUUUUUUAGAAGUGAUAAAUUGAAACACAAUGUAUUUGACAGAAAGAAAACAUAAGCAUGAUUAUUUUUUGGGAAUUUGGGGUUUUCUUAUGCAUCUGAUUAUUUUAUGGGGGGCUAUGGAUGCAAAUUUUCAUUCUCCGAUCAUACAAGGUUUGCCGACGAUACCAGUUUCUGAAAAAGGCCCUGCAAAAAGAGUUUUACUUUUUGUAGCUGAUGGUAUGCGAUUUCGAACAUUUUGGGACCAUCUUCCCCCUUACUUAAGCAUGAAAUUAAAAAAUGAAGGCGUUUGGGGUAUAUCACAUGCUAGAAUGCCUACAGAAUCACGACCAGGCAACAUAGCAAUCGUGGCUGGACUCUAUGAAGAUCCAAGUGCGCUUUUUAAAGGCUGGAAAGAGAAUCCUGUCGAAUUUGAUUCUGUUUUUAAUCAAAGUUACAUGACUUGGGGAUGGGGAAGCCCUGAUAUCAUUUCCCUAUUUUCAAAAGGCAGCAACAGAAACUUUAUGGGUAAAAGUUAUCCUUCUAGUUGGCAAGACUUUGACACCUCUACUUCAACUAUAAGACUGGAUUCAUGGGUAUUUGAGCGCUUUCUACAAUGGCUUAAAUAUGAUGCAAAUGCAGUCAAAGAUCAGGACAACAUUAUUAUUUUCUUCCACCUCUUGGGCUGUGAUACGGCAGGUCACGCCAGUAAACCUCGCUCGAAAGAUUAUGUCCAGAACUUGAAGUACAUAGACUGGAGAAUACAGGAAAUUGUGCAAAAAACUGAGGAGGUUUUUGAACCGGGAACCACUGCCUAUUUAUUUACAUCAGAUCACGGAAUGACUGAUUGGGGUUCUCAUGGUAGUGGUUCCAAAGAUGAGACAGAAACACCCUUUGUUGCAUGGGGUGCUGGCAUCAGCAAUAAUUCAGAAAGGCAAGACAUUGAACAAGCAGAUAUUACUCCGUUCAUUUCGACCCUUUUAGGACAGUCAAUUCCUGUUAAUAAUGAAGGUGUUUUAAAUCUGAAGCUAUUAUCUCCUGAAAUAAAAGAAUACGGAGCUCGUGCCUUUCUCCGAAACAUAAAACAACUAGUUUUGCAAGUUAAAGCAAAUCGAGAACUUAGCCUUGGUAGCAAUGACAUUAGCACACAUUGGAGAGACGAAGAACUGCACAAAAGGAUUCAUCAAAUUGAAGCCCUAAUACGAGAAGGGAAAAUUCCGCAGAGUAUGGACGUGGCCGAAAAAACAGUUUUACUGGCUAAGGAGUCUUUGUACUAUUUUCGUCAGUAUCAGAGAAAUAGAUUCAUGUUAUAUUUGACUUUUAUGUGGUUCGGUUGGAUCGCUUUAUUGUUCCUGAAAGUUGCCGGAAAACCUCGACGGGACGAUCAGUCGUUCAAAUUAUAUCUACUGAAAUUAGGCUUCUUGGGCGUCAUUUUUAUUAUGUUUAUUGAAUAUAUAGUUUCAGGUUAUCGAGAUGCGCGUCUAUUAUUAUACGGAACUGUGGCGAUCUUUUCCAUGUGGCUGGCGAUACGAGAAGCAAUUGUUACUGCUCCUUUAUUGGAAAUACAAAAGUGUACUUCUCCUCAAGUCGGAGUGAUAAUGAUAAUGGUUCUUAUUGUAAUUAUGUUCGCUGGGCUGAUUUACAGAACGAUUUUCAGUUUUGCAAUGUGUUAUGCUGUCUUAUUGCAAAAAGUGUUAAUAAAAGAUAGUCAUCCGUGGCUGUUAUGGACAGGAUUUGUUUUGGCGAUAUUUCCAUCUCUGCCUGUUGUCGAACCACAACCGCGAAUUAUUAUUGUAUUUAUUAGCUUAUGUUUAGCUGGUGUCGCAUGUUGUAAAAGGAAAUCUCCAAAGAUACUAAAACUUCUAGAAGUUCUGCGCCUGAUAUUAACUGGUCUUGUGUGUAUGGAAUAUUUGGAGGGUCGUUCUUGGAUAUCUUGGACGAUAUUAAUAAGCACACCUAUCUGCAUUUGGGCAUAUUCUCUAGAUUCUAGACAAAGAAUUAUUGGCGCUGCUUUACACUUAUUGUGUCCUCUUGCCUUACUAUCUGCAUCUUAUGAGCCUGUUUUCUUUCUGACACUUGCUGGCCAUUUACUAUGUUGGCCACUUGCGAAAGAACAAAGAGAAUUAGAGGGCGACGAUAAACAUAUGAGCAUGCAAGAUCUUGCUAGGGCUGCUUCUCUGAUGUUGUACACGCUUCUCUGUUUCUUCGGUACGGGCAACAUGGCGAGUAUAAGCUCUUUUGAUCCAGGAUGGACAAGGCACUUCGUCACCAUUUUUUCUCCAUUCACGAUGAUGUUCCUUAUCUUAUUCAAGAUAAUGAUACCUUUAAUAUUAGUCGGCUGUGCAAGUCGGGCAUGUGCAUCCUCCACCGUAUUUUUAGGAGUGCUUCUACUGGGAGAUUGCUUGGCAUUGCCCCUGAUGUACGGGAUAACCAAUCAAGGAAGUUGGUUGGAUAUUGGCAGUGCAAUUAGUAGAUUUACGAUAGCUAUCACCUUACCUUGCCUACUCUUAAUUCUGUACUAUUUAGCGCAUCCACUAAUGACGGUGAAGAUUCCCGCAAGUUUCAAGAAUGCUAUUAAAAAGGCAUCGCUUAGAGUUUGACAUUUAAUCUUCGUUUGUCAGUGAAAAUUAGUAAUUACACAGAAAAAAAUUGACUUUUCAUUUUUAUUGUGAAUCAUUUUAUAGUGAGAAAAGUUGUAUUUUUUUCCUUCGUUAAAUUUUAGCAUGUGACUGUAAUUUUUGUGGCAGAUAGAGAGUAGUAUGGAAAUGGACGUAAUGAUUCCUUUUUUUCUGUGUAAAUAAAUGACAAAUGUAUUUGUAAAUUGAGAGGUAAAUAAUUUCUUAAAUAGAAUUAAUAUUUAUUAUCAAGGGCAAUAGUUCUUCUUGCUUGUAAGGGUUUAAAUUAUUGUCCUGUGUAACGACUUAUUCAAAGGAACAAAGAAUGCAUUUUGCUACUUAGUUACGAAUGUUAUACCCAUUUUUAAUAUAUCUAGUCAGUAUUACUAGUAAUUGUAAAAUUGAUAUCCCGUAAUGCCAAAACCGCCUUAUAUGAUAAAAACACUGGCAAUUUAUUUAAACAUUGUUCUUUAUGUAUUAGAUAAUUAAUAAAUUUGUACUCAAA